GCGUCAUAAACCUUAUGCUAGUGGCUAGUUUUUUAGGCUUCUAGGACGGGUGUAAGCGACACCACACGUACCUUGCUGGUUGCCUCUAGAGGAAGCAGGGAGUGGAUAAUUACACGACAGAGUUUUGCUGGUUUUUUUAUACAGUGACACUAUCGAAACGGAAUAUCUAUAGUGGUACCUUUCUGCCACCUUUAUGUGAGGUCUCAAACCUAAGGGAACGGGUCAUUGACUGGAGGAGAGACGCAGAGAAAGUAUUUGAUCACAGAAGCCUGGAUACAUUUUUUAGUUUUUUUUUUUUUUCUCUUCAGUCACUGAAACGGCUGCAGAUAAGCAGUUUUACAGCACGCUAUAAGGACCAUGGAGGCCAUUGCCAAAUACGAUUUCAAAGCUACUGCUGAUGAUGAGCUUAGUUUCAAACGUGGAGAUGUCCUCAAGGUAUUAAAUGAAGAGUGUGAUCAAAACUGGUACAAGGCAGAGCAGGAUGGAAGAGAAGGCUUCAUCCCCAAGAAUUACAUACAGAUGAAACCCCAUCCGUGGUUCUUUGGGAAGAUUCCCCGUGCCAAAGCAGAGGAGAUGCUAAACAAACAGAGGCACGAUGGCGCUUUCCUCAUCAGAGAGAGCGAGAGUGCACCGGGGGAUUUCUCUCUGUCUGUGAAGUUUGGAAAUGAUGUCCAGCACUUCAAGGUUCUUCGUGACGGAGCUGGAAAGUAUUUCCUAUGGGUGGUGAAGUUUAACUCCCUCAAUGACUUGGUGGAAUACCACCGCUUGAACUCAGUCUCCCGCAAUCAGCAGAUCUUUCUUCGAGAUAUAGAGCAGGUCCCCCAGAAUCCCACAUAUGUGCAGGCGCUCUUUGACUUUGACCCCCAGGAGGAAGGCGAGUUGGGUUUCCGACGCGGCGACUUCAUUCAAGUCCUGGACAACUCUGACCCCAACUGGUGGAAAGGAGGCUGCCACGGCCAAACGGGCAUGUUCCCUCGCAACUACGUCACGCCUGUCAGUCAGAACAUGUAAACAGUCAGACCAUGUAAACAACAACAACCACCACCACAACAGCAACCAUCACCACCACCACCAUCAUCAUCGUUUUCGAUCUCAUCUGAACCCCACCCUUCCCAAACCCAACCCCCUUCCCACCUCUCUCUCGGCCAUCCCACGAUAACGGGAGCAAAGAGAACGCAAACAACUGAAAGACAGAAUAAAAAUGACAGGAGCAACGCUGUCGUGGGCGACGCUGUGUGGGUGACAGCUGAGCAAAAAAAUCAACUUUUAUAUGUGCUGAGAAUGUUCACAGUGAACGCCUCAGCGAGGACCGAACUGUCUUUGAGGGAAAUCUAGAUGCAGCAUACAUUAGCGUCCUGCUUCAACCGUGAAGAUAACCAAAUGAUUCAACCGCUCCCACAGCUGCUUCUGUCUCCUCCUUAACUUCCUAACAGUCUGCCUUUCUUUUGUUCUGCUUUCUUUGCCACUUUUUGUUUUAAUCAACUGAACGAAGAGCCUACUGAUGAAUCCUAACUCUGUUUUAAAGAAAAGAAAAUACAUAAAAAUAUAUAAAAUUUAAAAAAAAAAUAAGAAGAAACUGUUUUAGAAAUGUACAAAAAGAAGAGGAAAAGAUGAUUGCAUCAACAAUACAUAAAGUCUCCAUGUUUAAGAUCAUUGGCAGAGAAUUGUACAUCAGCCUCAGGCUGCAUAAAUAAAUCAAUUAUAGAGAGAAGUCAUUUUUUUAAGAAUAUAUAUUAUAUAUUUGUAUGUGUUUGUCUGUUUUACCUCUCAUCACAAAUUGUUUUGGGGUUUUUUCCAUUUGUAAAUUAUGUUCAAUCUUCUGUCAGUCUGAAUAAGACCUAGUAGCUCUAGAAUGUGAUGAAUUGUCAAUUUUGUUUCGUUUUUUUUAACCUUUACAUUAUCUGAGGGCUCUCAGAUAAAACCACAUGACAUUUAAAGGGUCACAAGUUCCAUUUGAAAAAUGUUUUUGUCUGUAACGCAGAGAAAGUAAAGUCGAUUCUCUGAAGAAGUCCUGUCAGGAAGCUGAUGUUGACCAGCAUAGCAGAGCCAUGAAUGCUGCAAGAGCUGUCACACAGAGCCCUGUACAUAAAGGUCAGCAACCUUUCCGAAAGCCAAUAUAUUUAUUGCAGCCAUUUUUCUUUUUUACCAGGGCAGUGAAUGUAGCUGACCGAGUCUAUAGACACAAACAUGAGGGAAGCUAGGUCGGAGAACUGAAUUUCACAACCACGCAAGGGAUUUUAAGACUUGUAGAGAGAGGG
This is a messenger RNA of Haplochromis burtoni (Burton's mouthbrooder), 2258 nucleotides long. It is a transcript of the gene grb2b, whose product is annotated as growth factor receptor-bound protein 2b. The record is from RefSeq and is a predicted model, not a curated record. The transcript has 6 exons. NCBI's taxonomy places the organism in Eukaryota, Metazoa, Chordata, Actinopteri, Cichliformes, Cichlidae. Gene Ontology annotation, molecular function: protein binding. Bases 358 to 1011 code for a protein of 217 amino acids.